AUGAAUGCACCAAUGUACACAUUUGUCACCCGAGACGACAACAGCAGCGUCUACGCCGAAGUGUCGAAAAUCCUCAUCUCCACUGGGAAAUGGAAGAGACUCAAAAGGGACAAUCCACGAUUCAACUUGAUGUUGGGAGAAAGGAAUCGGCUACCCUUUGGACGGCUAGGUCAUGAACCAGGACUGAUGCAGCUUGUGAAUUACUACAGGGGAGCUGAUAAGCUGUGUCGCAAGGCAUCUCUGGUCAAGUUAAUAAAGACAAGCCCAGAGCUCAAAGAUUCAUGCAACUGGUUCCCUGAGUCAUACAUCAUUUACCCCACAAACCUCAACACACCUGUGGCUCCAGCCACCAAUGGCAUUAGCCACAUGAAGAGCAACCCAAAAACGGAUGAGCGAGAGGUCUUUCUCGCCUCGUAUCACUCCAAGAAGGAAAGUGGGGAAGGAACGGUGUGGAUCGCCAAAUCAUCUGCUGGCGCUAAAGGGGCUGGAAUACUGAUCUCAUAUGAUGCCAAUGAGCUGCUUGAGUUUAUUGAUAAUCAGGGACAAGUUCAUGUCAUUCAGAAGUACUUGGAGAGACCACUGCUGCUGGAACCAGGACAUCGCAAAUUUGAUAUAAGGAGCUGGGUGCUGGUGGAUCACCAGUACAACAUCUACCUUUACCGUGAGGGCGUGCUGAGAACCUCGUCUGAACCAUAUAACACCUCCGAUCUCCAGGACAUGACCAGUCACCUCACCAAUCACUGCAUCCAGAAAGAACUCUCUCAGAACUAUGGCCGGUAUGAGGAGGGUAACGAGAUGUUCUUCGACGAGUUCAGGCAGUACCUGUUGACCACACACGGUGUUGCCAUGGAAACUUCCAUUUUGCCACAGAUUAAGCAUAUUAUAAGGAGCUGUCUGAUGUGUAUAGAGCCAGCCAUCAGCACCAAACACUUGUCCUACCAGAGUUUCCAGCUGUUCGGGUUCGACUUCAUGCUGGAUGAGAACUUUAAAGUGUGGCUGAUUGAGAUCAAUGGAGCACCUGCGUGUGCACAGAAACUCUAUCCGGAGUUGUGCCAGGGCAUCGUGGAUGUGGCAAUCUCUACAGUCUUCUCUUUAAAUGCUGAUGCCCUCUCCUGUUCUCCCCCUUUCUCUACCUCUCCUUCCCUCUCUACUUCCAACUCCUGUUCGUCUCCCAAACUAAGAGCCCCGCACCAGAUCGGCCCUUUCAUCAAACUGUAA
Messenger RNA from Chanos chanos (milkfish), 1218 nucleotides. It is a transcript of the gene ttl, whose product is annotated as tubulin tyrosine ligase. The transcript is spliced from 7 exons. The record is from RefSeq and is a predicted model, not a curated record. Gene Ontology annotation, biological process: microtubule cytoskeleton organization; protein modification process. Gene Ontology annotation, molecular function: tubulin-tyrosine ligase activity. NCBI's taxonomy places the organism in Eukaryota, Metazoa, Chordata, Actinopteri, Gonorynchiformes, Chanidae. The coding region runs from base 1 to 1218 and encodes 405 amino acids. Gene Ontology annotation, cellular component: spindle microtubule.